This is a messenger RNA of Emericellopsis cladophorae, 288 nucleotides long. RefSeq lists its product as uncharacterized. The coding region runs from base 1 to 288 and encodes 95 amino acids. NCBI's taxonomy places the organism in Eukaryota, Fungi, Ascomycota, Sordariomycetes, Hypocreales, Bionectriaceae. The transcript is spliced from 2 exons. The record is from RefSeq and is a predicted model, not a curated record.
AUGGCCACCCGCUCACUCGUUCUCCUGGGCCUGUCCAGUCUCGCCGCCGCCCAGACAACCAUCGUCUCUCUCCUCUACGCGGGCGGCAAGCCGGAAGGCAGCGUCAUGUCGGCCUCCGUCAUUGGCAUUGGCGACGAUGCCACGACCUACUCCCUCACCUGCAUCCCGACCGAGUCCAACAAGCUCUGCUUGGGCGGCAUCGGGACCAUCACCCAAGGCCCGUCGACGUUCGAGUACUCAUUCAGCACCAGCGACUCGGAGCUUUUUGAGACGCUAAAGCUGGCCUGA